AUGGUAAACCGUAAAAACAGUUUUCAAUUGUACGGUGCUGAUUUCGUAGUGGCGGAUGAUUUUUCGGUAUGGCUGUUAGAAAUAAAUACAAAUCCGCGAUUGCAUCCGCCAAGCAGCGAAGUCACAGCAAAACUCUAUCCGGAAGUCAUAGAAGACACGAUGAAAGUGGUCUUAGAUCGUCGUAAAAAUAAAAAAGCACUAUGCGGCAGAUUCGAAUGUAUUUACAAGCAACGUAAUCCGUUUUAUGGAGUCAAUGUCUUGGGGCAAGGUACGAGUCUUGGCAUUCGUGGUAAAGGUUUAUUUAUGACACCGAAAUUGUCGUGAAAUCUCCAACUCGAACACAAUUGUAACAUUACUUCUCCGAAAACUUAUUUCGCACAGAACUGUUUCAGUUCCAAUCAUAAUCCGUCCAAUCCUAAUGCAAUUUCGUAUUAGCAUAUAAACAAUGCGUUAUGGAUUGCUAGAUAAACGUGUUCAAAAAGCACAUUUGUAUUCUCUUUUUUCAUUGCAUGACGCGCGAUUAGCAGAAAGAGAGCAAGUAAUUUAUUAGAAACAUGUUUAUUUUACAAGUAACAAUGCGCGGUAGGUAUACAAUCUUAUAUACUAUAGAUAUUUUUUUUCACAGAACAAUGAAUAUACAUUAUUAUGAUAUAAGACAAUUAUGC
This is a messenger RNA of Camponotus floridanus (Florida carpenter ant), 665 nucleotides long. Its product is annotated as tubulin monoglycylase TTLL3. Gene Ontology annotation, biological process: protein polyglycylation. The record is from RefSeq and is a predicted model, not a curated record. The coding region runs from base 1 to 324 and encodes 107 amino acids. Lineage: Eukaryota; Metazoa; Arthropoda; Insecta; Hymenoptera; Formicidae. Gene Ontology annotation, molecular function: protein-glycine ligase activity, initiating. The transcript has 2 exons.